AUGAAGGAGAGGGUCCACUUCAGUCCAGUCAUUCUGGACCCAAACACUGCGUACCGCUGGCUCCAUUUGUCUGAUGAUCUGACCAGUGUGAGAUUUGGUGAAACUAAGCUGCAGCUUCCUGAUAAUCCAGAGAGAUGCACUGAGCGUCCAAUUGUUCUGGGCUCUGAAGGCUUCAGCUCAGGGAAACACAGCUGGGAGGUAGAUGUGGGAGACCACCAAGUCUGGUUUUUGGGUGUCGCUAAAGAGUCUGUUGACAGAAAGGUGGAAUUAUCUCCUUCACCAGAAGAUGGAAUCUGGUGUUUGAGAUUUCAUACAGGAAAUUAUACAAAUGGAGAAGGAAAGACUCUCCCUGUGACCAAGAACCUCCAGAGGAUCACAAUCCUGCUAAACUAUGACACAUCAGAGGUGUCCUUCUACAACUCUGAAGACAGGACUCACAUCUACACUCACAGAGACACUUUCACUGAGAGAGUUUUUCCAUAUUUUGGAGUUGGAAAGGCUGGUAAUGCUAAAACUGCUGAAAUCAAAAUCUGUCAAACAGAGAUUCCUCUGUGA
This is a messenger RNA of Xyrichtys novacula (pearly razorfish), 555 nucleotides long. Lineage: Eukaryota; Metazoa; Chordata; Actinopteri; Labriformes; Labridae. The record is from the annotation of a GenBank genome assembly.